AUGGGGGAGGAGGCAACGUUCACACCCCCGGGGGAGGAGGAAGCAACGUUCACACCCCCGGGGGAGGAGGAGGCAACGUUCACACCCCCGGGGGAGGAGGCAACGUUCACACCCCCGGGGGAGGAGGAGGCAACGUUCACACCCCCGGGGGAAAAGGAGGCAACGUUCACACCCCCGGGGGAGGAGGAAGCAACGUUCACACCCCCGGGGGAGGAGGAGGCAACGUUCACACCCUCAGGGAAGGAGGAGGCAACGUUCACACCCCCGGGGGAGGAGGAGGCAACGUUCACACCCCCGGGGGAGGAGGCAACGUUCACACCCCCGGGGGAGGAGGAGGUGACAGUCGUCACCACUGGGGACUUUAGAUUUAAACCUGUUAACGAAGUGGGAGGGAAACAGGGUCAAUUGGGUGAACUUUAG
Messenger RNA from Procambarus clarkii (red swamp crayfish), 420 nucleotides. NCBI's taxonomy places the organism in Eukaryota, Metazoa, Arthropoda, Malacostraca, Decapoda, Cambaridae. The record is from RefSeq and is a predicted model, not a curated record.